Molecule: messenger RNA, 2048 nt
Organism: Chelmon rostratus (copperband butterflyfish)
Lineage: Eukaryota; Metazoa; Chordata; Actinopteri; Chaetodontiformes; Chaetodontidae
Gene: crtac1a
Product: cartilage acidic protein 1a
Exons: 14
Coding region: 129-1760 (543 amino acids)
Biological process (GO): axonal fasciculation
Source: RefSeq, a predicted model, not a curated record
GUUACACAAGGUGUUUCGUAAAUUUUUUAACAACAGAAAUCUUGUAGGUGGAGUGCUUUAGUAUAACACUGCAGCGAAGUCGAAUCGUCCCCAUCUGCACACACUAACAGAGCUGUCAGGUUCCAGCGAUGUGGGGUUCAGGUGUGUUGCUCCUCCUGGUCGGACUCUGGCAUCAUCAGACCCUCGCCCAGAGCUCUGAGCCCAUGCUUCAGGUUGUAACACAGAUGGUGCUUCCUCCUGACAGCCUGCACAAUCCCACACAACUCAACUAUGGGAUGGCUGUAACUGAUGUGGAUGGUGAUGGUGACCUGGAGGUGGUUGUGGCAGGGUACAAUGGGCCCAACCUGGUGCUGAAGUACGAUCGCACUCUAAACAGACUAGUAAACAUUGCCAUUGAUGACAGUAACUCUCCAUACUACGCCCUGAGGGACCGAGCAGGAAAUGCUAUUGGAGUUACUGCCUGUGAUGUGGAUGGAGAUGGACGUGAGGAGAUCUACUUCCUCAACACAAACAAUGCUUUCUCUGGACGGGCGACUUAUUCAGACAAGCUCUUCAAAUUUCGGAACGGCCGGUUUGAAGAUCUCCUGAGCGACGAGCUCAAUGUGCGUCGCGGCGUUGCCAAUGGCAUGGCAGGACGCUCGGUUGCAUGUGUUGACAGAAAGGGAACAGGCCGCUACUCAAUCUAUGUGGCCAAUUAUGCCAGUGGCAACAUUGGUCCCCACGCUCUCUUAGAAAUGGAUGAGGCUGCCAGUGAUGUGACCAAAGGCAUUGUCGCUCUAUCGGACGUGGCUGCAGAGGCCGGGGUCAACAAGUUAACAGGUGGGCGGGGUGUGGUGGUCGGACCGAUCCUGAGCCAGUCGAGGUCGGAUGUGUUCUGUGACAACGAGAACGGACCAAACUUCUUGUUCAAGAAUAAUGGAGAUGGGACUUUUGUAAAUGUGGCCAGACAGGCAGGUGUGGAGGACCGGUACCAGCAUGGCCGAGGAGUAGCACUGGCUGACUUCAAUGGUGAUGGAAGGACAGACAUCGUCUAUGGCAACUGGAAUGGUCCACAUAGACUUUUCCUGCAGGGCAGCGACUCUAAAUUCCGGAACAUAGCUGCUGGAGGAUUUGCUGCUUCCUCACCUAUUCGCACAGUCAUCGCUGCCGACUUUGACAAUGACAAGGAGCUGGACGUGUUUUUCAACAACAUCGCUUACAGAGGCAAUGCCCCUAACAGGCUUUUCAGGGUGUCAAGGAGAGCUGAUGCAGACCCUUUGAUCCAGGAGCUGAAUGUGGGCGAUGCUGCAGAGCCACAGGGGCGAGGAACAGGUGGCACCGUCACAGACUUCGAUGGGGACGGACAGCUGGACCUGCUGCUGGCACAUGGAGAGAGUGCCCAACAGCCAAUCUCUGUCUUCAAGGUCACACAGGGCUCCUCCAACAACUGGCUGCGGGUCAUCCCUCGCACCAAGUUUGGCUCUUUUGCCCGAGGAGCCAAAGUGACGGCCUUCACCAGUCAGAGUGGAGCUCACAUACGCAUCAUUGACGGAGGCUCGGGGUACCUGUGUGAGAUGGAGCCUGUCGCACACUUUGGUUUAGGAAACGACCAGGUGACGGUACUGGAGGUCUCCUGGCCAGAUGGCAGCUCCAUCACUCGAACCCUUCAGCCCGGUGAAAUGAACUCUGUGGUGGAAGUAGCCUAUCCGCAAGAAGGGGAAACGGCUGUACUUGCCAAUGACACGCAGGUACGCAGAUCGGAUCCACGGCAUGAAUUAUGAACACCGUGUGGGAAAGGUUUUACUGUCCAGAAUGGCCGCUGUGCAGGUCUGUGAGGAUAGUCACAUGAAAUGCAGUACAAAGUUGAUGUGGAAAAUACAAUAAUGUUAGCAAACACAUGGUUUUAAGAUACUUUGCCUUGAUAUUUUCUUUACUGUAUGAGUAGUUUUGAUAUUUUUGUGUUUCUCAUUUGUCUCUAACUUUUCCUGAAUAAUUUUCACAGCUACUGCUAGGUUAUGGUUGUUAUUUUCUGUGUGCCAUGUCAAACUAAAUAAACUGCUACAAAUCAA